AUGGACACCAUCUUAGUCUUCAGUCUAAUAAUUGCAUCCUUUGAUUCCAACAAGAACGACCCCAGAGAGAGCAGCUGCCAAGUGGAACAGCUGCCCAGCUUCUUCCCAAAGGAUGUGAGAAGACACAAGGAUUUGGUAAUAAGAGUUCUUCCAGAAAUUCACACAGACAUCAAUGAGGCCCCGUUCAACGAAAAUCAGACUAUAACUACCCUACAGUGCCUUGGCUCUGGGAGGAGAGUGAGAGUCCAGCUUGCAUAUUCAGAGAAAAGGCCAAAGGUCAAGUAUACGCUGAAGAACCUAGGAGUCUUUGCUGAUCUCCAUAGAAACAGUACGGCCUCCCCAAACUGUCACCUAAGGCCCACUUCUCAAUUUCAGAAUGGAUUCCUUCUAACAGCUUUCUUACCAGGGAUCUCUCACUGCAAGGUCUACCCAGCAAAGAGUAGAUCUGCUUCAUCAGAGACGGUGCCCAAUACUACCACCUCCACAACUCCUAGAAGAAAAGAAGAGAAAACUACAAACACUGGGGGUUUUCCCAGCCCUUUGUCACAAGACACAGAUGUGUCCUUAAAGAAGAGGCAGAAAUGGAGUAUUGUCAUCAAAGCUCUGAUGGCUGCUGCUCUGCUGCUUGGGGGAGUCAUCAUUAUAGUAUUUGUCAUCUUCGAAGUCCCAUGCCCAAGUCCAUGCCUCAGAGCCAGAAGGCUGUGUGAAUGGCAAUGGCUAUGGAGAAGGGAAAGAAAGGAAGACCAGCAACCUGGGACAACUGAGUCCCAGUUGGACUCGCAGCCUGAGAAGGGAAGUAUUCUUCGUAUAGUUGGACAAGAUGCUCCUAACUCUUCAGCCUCAACGACAACUACAGGGGUCAUUAUAACCCACCAGACAUACUUCUGAGCUCGGCUUUGCCUCACUCUGAAUGCCAGUGCUGUCUUCUGCACCACCAUCUCCUUAUUGCAAAUCAUUACAGGCUGAAGCCCUCACACUCGUAUCUUCACGGGGACUUUAUAAUCAAAUAUAUGCCAGGACAGUGAAGGAAGACCCUGGGUCGACAGAGCUACCCUCAUGCCCUGCGCCUGACACAGACAUAAACCUCUGUGAUU
Chionomys nivalis (European snow vole) is the source of this 1094-nucleotide messenger RNA. It is a transcript of the gene C7H17orf78, whose product is annotated as chromosome 7 C17orf78 homolog. The transcript is spliced from 7 exons. The coding region runs from base 1 to 888 and encodes 295 amino acids. The record is from RefSeq and is a predicted model, not a curated record. Lineage: Eukaryota; Metazoa; Chordata; Mammalia; Rodentia; Cricetidae.